Messenger RNA from Parathielavia appendiculata, 2298 nucleotides. RefSeq lists its product as uncharacterized. Bases 1 to 2298 code for a protein of 765 amino acids. The record is from RefSeq and is a predicted model, not a curated record. NCBI's taxonomy places the organism in Eukaryota, Fungi, Ascomycota, Sordariomycetes, Sordariales, Chaetomiaceae. The transcript has a single exon.
AUGCUGGGCCUGGGGUCAAUGGCAGUCCAACUGCGGGCCUGCCACUGCCGGGCGUGCUUGCGAGCAACAAACACGGUUAUUCGACGAGCGACGACGACCACGGCUACGAACCCCCGACGCCGCAAAGUCCUAGCCAGCGAUGUGUUUACGGCAUGCUAUACCGCCGUCAUGGCUACAGCCGCUGUCCUUGACGCCCGCCGCAAAAAUGAGCGUAGGCGCGAGCUCGACGGCAAAAUUGCAGAAGCCAAGAGCACUCUGGCUGCUAUGCUGGAGCAGUCGGCUGCCCGAGAUUUGGCAAAGAUAGUGGACUCGCCCUACCCAGAUUUCCUCGAUACCCCCCCUCCGGAGAGGUUGGAUGUGCUGAAUCGCAUUAACAAUCAGCGCCGCCAGGACUGGCGCGGCCGAGACCAAAUUCGCCACAACAGACUCGUGUUGAUCCAGGAAUUACGUGUUUCGCUCGGCUUGGGUUGGAGUACGCACACACCGGAUGGGACCACAACUUUGGCCAAAUGGGAGGAGGUUCUUGCCGCCGAAGAAAAGGAAAUGCCCAUCUCGGCACCCCGGGAGCCGCAGUCCGAGAAGCACAUGGAAAAGUACUCCGACAUGGUCAACGACUUGGUGGACCGACUCCUGGCAGAGGCCUGGUAUACCUCGGAAAUGCAAGCGCCCGGCUCGCAACCCUCUCCCAGCAGUCCGGACUCCGCCAACACCAUGAUCCGCAUGCUGCGCUCGGAUGGCUACCCUUCGUAUGCCCAUCCAGACCUGAACCGCCGAGAGACCAUCGAGCAGCGGGCUCGACUGAACGAACUCAAUUUACGCAUCCUGAACGAUUGGGCCCCGCCCUUGCGGGUACACUAUGUGGCAAAGAUCUGCUACAACCUCCUGGUUUGCGGCACUCCUCCCAGUAUCGAAAACUACAACACCCUGAUUCUGGGUUUCUCGCUCCUUGGCGAACACAACUUGUCGCAGGCCGUGGUGGACUCUUUCCUGUUUGUGAGCAGCCUGAAACCGACGCAAGCGACAUAUUUGUGCCUGUUGCACCACUACCGACUAAAAGGGGAUGGCGUGGGCUUCCAUGGCGUGAUUCGACGUUUGUGCGGCCACGACCACCGCGGCAUUGGGCUGAUGCGGAGAUCCGAGGCGGCGGUAGCACGGGAUCCUCUGCUGCGGAGGUGGGCAGCGACCCAAGAUGUCGCCCUGGUCAAGGGUCACUACGUCCAGCGUGCGCCAUUUACCAAGGACCUUGCCGAGGCCAUGCUGGAGGGCCUUAUCGACUUCGACAUGCUUCCCGCGGGCGCCAGACUGCUCGCCGUUUGUCUCGCGGAGCAGUGGUAUUUCAACAGCGAACUGCUCUGGAGAUUGUUCCACUCGUGUCUCGUCGUUGUAGACACGACUGCAGCCAACAUCAUUAUUCAUGGUCUGGUUCAUAACAUUGACAAAGCCUCGUUGCUCCUGCUCGGUCCGUCUCCAGUCCAUUACCCGGUGGUUAGGCAGCUGCGUCACCUUCUCAACAUCUGCCAAGCGACAAGGCUCCCCAGGGACGAUGGAGCUGAUAGCUGCGAGUUUCAGUCUCCUCGCCCGAACACAGGGCAACCCAGGAGAGCAGAGCUCAACCACCUCGUUACAGCGAUUUGGAUAAGAGAAACGUGGCAUUACUGCGUGAACCUAGACUGGGUUCUGAGAAAGGCACGUCAGGCGCUUUCCGACGACGGGCCAUUGAGUGAGCGACUGGACGCCGUCUUACGGGCGCUCAACCGGGAGGCCGAGCGCCCGUGGCGGAAGAUGGAAAAGGUGGAGAGAAAUCAGCGUUUGGCGAGGUUGGCCUGGCUGGCCACGGAAAUUGAGGCGUCCAAUCACCUAGUUGGGAAAGUCGAAUACGGCAUCGCGGUCGCGCUCGCGAAUCUCACACCGAAAAAAUUGCGGACGCGGGCGCAGUUCUCGCGCCAGGUUCCCCUCGAGAAGCGAAUGAAGCUUGCGCUGCGGUAUGCCGCGCCGGGCACGCUCGAGUACCGGGUGGGCCUGUGCUUCGAGCUGAGCAAGGAGAUCGACCAUCAGCUGAAGCUGGCGCUGAUUGAGGCCCUCCCCCCGUCAUAUGCCCAGGGGCUUGAGCAGAUGCAGACCGACAGCGGAGAUGUCGCGUUGGGGAGGGUGGUGAGUUACGUUGAACACUACCUGGCCAACCUUAAAACCCGCGAGGCCAGGGCGUGGAGACGGGAGAGGCCGGAUCCGUUCUCGCGGUUGCUGCAGGCGUUGCCGAAGCCGAAUUUCUCGUUCUGGAAGACGUCGGCGUCGUUCUGA